This is a messenger RNA of Dendrobium catenatum, 1353 nucleotides long. RefSeq names its product delta(8)-fatty-acid desaturase 2-like. Gene Ontology annotation, molecular function: oxidoreductase activity, acting on paired donors, with oxidation of a pair of donors resulting in the reduction of molecular oxygen to two molecules of water. The record is from RefSeq and is a predicted model, not a curated record. Gene Ontology annotation, cellular component: membrane. NCBI's taxonomy places the organism in Eukaryota, Viridiplantae, Streptophyta, Magnoliopsida, Asparagales, Orchidaceae. The coding region runs from base 1 to 1353 and encodes 450 amino acids. Gene Ontology annotation, biological process: lipid metabolic process. The transcript has a single exon.
AUGGCAACUGAAACAACAAGAAAGAAGCAUAUUACGCUGGAGGAGCUUCGGGAGCACAGCUCCCCCUCCGAUCUAUGGAUCUCCAUCCACGAUAAGGUCUACGACCUCACCCAUUGGAUCAGAGACCACCCUGGUGGUGGUAUACCCCUCCUCAACCUUGCUGGCCAGGACGCCACUGACCCAUUCACCACCCUCCACCCUCCCUCUGCAUGGAAGCACCUCGACCGCUUCUUCAUCGGCUACCACCUCUCUGAUAACCAGAUAUCUGACCUCUCCAAGGACUACCAGCUCCUCAUCUCUGACUUCACAAAACUCGGCCUUUUCGAACAGAAAGGCCAUGUUAUCCUUGUUACCCUCUGCAUCAUAUUCGCUCUGUUCUCCAUCGCCGUCUUCUUCGUCAUCGGUACCACCAGCCUCUGUGCCCACGUUGCUGCCGGCAUUUUGAUUGGUUUUAUAUGGACCCAAUCAGGUUGGGUGGCCCAUGACACGGGCCAUGCCACUGUCAUGUUAACACCAUGGCUCAACCGCAUAACGCAGCUUUUAUGUGGUAAUUGCCUUACAGGGGUAAGCAUUGGAUGGUGGAAGAGAACCCAUAAUGCACACCAUGUCGCUUGCAAUAGCCUCGACUUUGAUCCCGAUUUACAGCACAUCCCUAUCUUUGCUAUUUCAAGCAAGUUCUUCAACACCCUCACUUCUUACUUUUAUGAAAGAAAGAUGAGGUAUGAUACUAUAGCAAAAACUCUCAUUAGUCACCAGCACUGGACAUUCUACCCUGUGAUGUGCUUCGCAAGGUUGAAUCUCUUUGCACAGUCCAUAGUUCUUCUUCUUUGGAACAAGAAUGUGCCUAACAGAUUCCAAGAGAUACUUGGGGUGAUGGUGUUCUGGGUAUGGUAUUCUUAUUUAGUUUCAUUUCUGCCUAAUUAUGGAGAAAGAUUGCUGUUUGUAGGAGCUUGUUUCGUUGUUACUGGGAUUCAGCAUGUUCUAUUUUGUUUGAGUCAUUUUUCUACUAGGGUUUACGUUGGGCAGCCUCAGGGGAAUGAGUGGUGCAAGGUACAGGCGACUGGGUCCCUUAAUAUUAGGUGUUUUCCAUGGAUGGAUUGGUUUUAUGGGGGGAUUCAGUUUCAGGUGGAACACCAUUUGUUUCCUCGGCUGCCAAGGUGUCAUCUUCGAAGGAUUGCUCCAUUGGUGAGGGAGCUUUGCAAGAAACACAAGUUGCAGUACCCGAGCAUUGGCUUCUGUGAGGCAAAUAGAAGGACUUUGGCGACUUUGAAAGAUAUUGCGCUCCAAGCCAGGAACAUGGAGGUUUCGGGGGCCAGGAAUUUGGUGUGGGAUGCUCUAAAUACCUAUGGUUGA